AUGGAAUCGUGAUGUCAGCCACUUCAAGUUCCUCCUGUUCGUCAUCCUCGAUGUCGUGGGACGGGGCUUGAGGAAGCUGUUGUGGUGGGAAAGAUGGUGAAGAUGUAUCGGGAUGGGUAUAUGCGUAGGUGCCGGUAUGAGAGGGAUUCUGUCUCGUGUAGCCCUGCCGCAGUCAGCUUGGGGUGUUAGAGUGUUACUUCUGUGUACAAGCGGGAUCGUUAUCUCGUCUAAUCCCGCCGCAGUCGGUUCGAAAGCCUCUGGUGUUGGGGUCUUGCUUCUGUGUACGGGUAGGGUCUCGGUCUUGGCCGUGAAUGUACGAUCACGUCGCAGAAAGAUCCUACAUCUGCAAGACAGUCGAAUUACAGCAUGCGCUUCAGACAGUUUUUGAAUUGUUUGAGAGCUCGGCACGCACUGUUACCGAUGCUAAGCGCUCUAACGUUGCUCUUAGAGCACUAAGCGAUUUGCAGAUGUACCUUGCGUGGGCGUUGAGCAGGUCAAACUCCGCGUCGUCCUCGGAGAGUUCCGGGAUCUGCGAUUCCGCCGACACUCGACCGUCCUCGGAUACCCAACCCUAUGCAAACGGGUUAUCCUGGUCGGGUCAUCAACUAAACAAACUUCCAGCGAAACUUGGUGGCCAGCCCGGUGCUGUCCCAUCGACGGGUGCAGGUUUUGGCGAGAUUGCAUCUCAGCCCUCUGGAUAUCCCGGAGCGCGUCCUCCAGCGUCCCUUCAGUCUCAGCAAACCGGGUUUCACGUCAGCGGCCCCCAUCGCCUCCUGCAACAAAGUUUCCAGCAGCAUAACCAGCAGCACGGAAGGGGGCCUACGCCAAAAGUACCAUGGGCAUUGAGUAAGCCGGAGAAGAAGAGUUACGAUCAGAUCUUCAGGCCAUGGGAUGCGCAGGGCACCGGCUUCAUCGGCGGGCAGACCGCGUUGGAAGCGUUUGGACAGAGUGGUCUCGACAGGAAUGAUCUGGCGAAAAUUUGGCAGCUGAACCUUGCUGAGUUCCAUGUAGCAAUGGGUAUCAUUUAUUGCAAAAUCCCGGAUGAGCUCCCUCCAGAAUUUGUACCUCCGUCUUCCAGAGAUCUCGACACAUCCGUCAGUUUUCUUAAAGAUAUCCUAAAAAACGAUACUUGUGCUAGAUCGCCAUCUGCUCUCGAUACUCCAGUUUCUCGACUCAAAGAACGCUCUUUCACCUCGUCUUCAACAACGCUGACGCAACAAGGUGGCCGUCAAGAUGCUACGGUGUACCGAUAUCAAGAUGUCCCACCUCCCGGUAUGUUCUACCAGUCAUCUGUUCGACACAUCGAUCGCAACGCUGUCCGGUCACAAUCAGACGAAUCCAACCCAGCAGCAUCGGAUAUCGCUUCGUUAAAACGCCAGCUUCUUAAUACACAAAAGAUGCUCGACGACAACCAUCCCUCGGAACGUGAAUCAGAUCAACUUGAUCGGGACCUUAAGGAUUUGCGCUACGGAAUUAAGCGCCUUCAGGAGGUUCUCGAAUAUGUAUCUCAUGUUCCUGAGCUCGAGAGGAAAGUUGAGGAACGUAAAGCAAGGAGAGAGAAGGAAAGGAGAAAGUGGGCGAACGAGAGGGACAAGCGGAAUGAGAGGUUUGGACGUUUCGCAGGGGAGGAAGGCAGUCGGUACAGUCCUGCCCCUGAGUCCAGGUAUGGUACCGAGGACGAUCGACCAUAUUCGAGGUGUGGGUCGAGGUACGAGAAGGACGAAAGGGACUAUUAUGACCGUGACGGGAAGAAAUCGUAUAGGUUUGAGGAGAGCGAUCGGCAACUCCACCAAGAGAGCACCGUCGACACCAGGUUUGCGACACGUUCUGUGCCGACUGCGACCCCUGCCGUUCCUUCGGUCUCCAGAGUCAAUUCUCCGCCAAGAGCUGCACCAGCACCCUCCCGGUCGCCUGCAUCCCAACUUAAGAAUAUGACGCCUGCGCAACGGAAGGCAUAUAUUCAAGCGCAGGCCAAAAGAUCGACUCGAAAGGGAGAGAAGGCAAGAGAGGCUGAGCGCCAAGCCGAGGAACGAGAACAGGUACGAAAGCUGAAAUUGGAAGCUGAACAAGCCAUCAAAGAGGGAAAGGGUUUGACUCCUACGCCAACACCAACGACCAUAGCGCCUGCGCCCUCGCCUGCGAAGGCUGCUUCGCCACCGCCUAAACCUCGCACCCCUGCUCCGCCGCCACCUAGAAAGGGUACUGUACCCCGGACGCCUGCUGCUGUUGCUGCGCCUGCACUGCCGGUUCAAGCAUCUGUUCCAGCCCCAGCAUCCCCAGCACCCGCAGAACCCGAAGAAGAUCCAGAAGAUGUGGCUUUGAGAGCACGCGAAGCAGCUCUGCGCAAGAAGCGCGAGGAACGUGAAGCCCUCCUGCGCAAACUCGAAGAGGAAGAAAAGAUGAACGAGGAGGCAUACCAGCAAAGGAGGAAUCAGUUUUUUGCUGUUAAAGCUGCUGCUAGUCCUGCUGUCAGCACUGUGUCUAGUACGCAAAAUUCAGCCGUCCCCCCCGCACCACCUGCGCCCCCUGUACCACCCGCGCUGCGCGUGCACACUCCACCGGCGGUUGUUUCCGUCCAGCCGGCGCCCGAAGUCGAAGCUGAGGAAGCUGCAUUCCCACCGCCGCCACCACUUCCGCCACCCCCUGCACCACCAGCUUCGACCCCUGCUGACAAGCCGAGCAAUAAUCCUUUCAAUCGUUUGAAGAAGGAUGUGCACGCACCUGCUCCGGAGACCACGCCUUCGCCAGUUAAUGUGGGCAAUAGUAACCCGUUAUUCCGUUCGCAAACGGCACCUCCACCCUCUGUGCCCACUCCCCCGAAAAGUCCGGGCGUUCCGCCGCCCGUCAAGACCACGUAUUAUACCAAAGAGGAUGAUGGUAGUAGUGAUGAGGAACUCGCAACACGAGAUACGCGUGUGGGACUUGCACAGCAGCUAUUUGGGGGCUUGUUGCCUGCGAGGCCUCAAUCCGCUGGACCUGCACCACCACCCCCUCCUCCCCCAGUGCCUGCUGUACCGGCACCGUCGAAGUCGCCCACUCCAGUAGCACCUUCUGCAGCUCCUGGAGACCGAAGUUCUCUCCUGAGUGCUAUUCAAGGAGGUGCUGUCUUGCGGAAAACAGUGACAAAUGAUCGAAGUGCCGCUGCCACGGCUGGAAGGAUCAUCGGGGACAAUACACUCCCUGCACAUGUCAGUGCCACUCCUCGAUCCCCGUCGCCACCGUCGCCACCAGCUCCCGCUGCACCGGUACUCCCCGUCACCGAAGCCUCGGAGCCACCGCAAGUUGAGUUGACUUCGACUUCAAAGCAUCGGCCCAAGGAAUCAGUGGACUGGUAUGAUGGGUUGCCUGCUGACCAUGCGGGCCGGGCCACAUUGGACCGUCUACCUGAGGCUGUAGAAGAAGAAGAAUACGCUGGAGAUGUACCUGACAUUAGGGUUUCGGAACAUGUCCCAGAUGGAGGUUCUGAUCCCAUGUCAGAUGUCGAUGAAUCGACUAGUCUCAGGGUACGCUCGUUGUACGCUUACGAGGCUCAGAGGACAGAAGACCUGAGCUUUGGUGAAAACAUCGUAAUCGAGGCACAUCCCUCCAAGUCUGGCGGCGACUGGUGGUACGGCACGACCGCCAGUAAUGGUAGAUCGGGUUUUUUCCCACAGACAUAUGUGCAAGUACUCGAACCAGUUCAAGCUACUGCCCUUUACUCAUACGAGGGCUCGGGUCCCGAUGAGCUUUCGUUUAAUGAGGGUGACGUUCUUAUCAUCGUCGACCGGGUAGAAUCCGAUUGGUGGAGAGCCGAACGGGAUGGUGUCGUCUACGCCGUCCCAGCAGCGUACAUGGAGGUUGCAGAGGACCGCUCUUGUUGCGACUAUGAUUGGUGCGGUUAUGCAGUUCAACUCAGUGGCAGAUACGAUAUUGGCGAAGGGCGUGACUUGCAGCCGGACGGCGACGAGAAGCAACGCGUUGACGGCGCCGAUCCUGACUGUGAGAUGUUGAGCAAUGAUGGUUAUGGCACUCCUUUCAGCUCAUUGGUGAAGACGCGCAAAUUGGACCGUAUUCCAGAGAUUACGGGCAUUGAUGACGAUGAGGACGACGACAACGACGAUUACUACUCUCUAGAUGACGACAGUGUGUCUGACGUCUCUGAGGCUUCCGACGCAGAUGCAACACAGACUUUUGUAGACCAGGAGAAACAAGAGAUGGAACGCCGGAGUUAUCGUCAGCAACCUCAAAGAUCACAAUCGUUCGAUGAGCCAUCCGCGGCAUGCCAAUAGGCAUGGAGUAGGUGUCGAUGGCGCGACGGGGCCAGGGGUCCAGAGGGCGAGAGGGGCUUCUCGAUAGGGGCUGCCUUCCA
Messenger RNA from Pisolithus orientalis, 4348 nucleotides. RefSeq lists its product as uncharacterized. Gene Ontology annotation, biological process: plasma membrane tubulation; endocytosis; actin cortical patch localization. The coding region runs from base 312 to 4268 and encodes 1318 amino acids. The record is from RefSeq and is a predicted model, not a curated record. Gene Ontology annotation, cellular component: actin cortical patch. Gene Ontology annotation, molecular function: actin binding; lipid binding. NCBI's taxonomy places the organism in Eukaryota, Fungi, Basidiomycota, Agaricomycetes, Boletales, Pisolithaceae. The transcript has 14 exons.